GGAAAUGAGGAGUAGAAGAAGAAUCCAACGUAGGGAAGGAGCUCCAGCCCCGUCGCAGCGUCGGAUAAUUAGCUAAUAGUAAAAACACUGAUACAUGACUGACAGUUCGCCUCUAUUUUCAACGUUACGAAACGGUGUAAGUUGUCAAUAAUGUGUAGUGGUCCGUUAUUUACACUUUGAAGGCUCUCUCGCAGCGCUGAUAAUGCUGAAAAUGAAGCUACCGAUGAAAACGGGCGAGGAAGGAGGCGACGAAACGGCCGAGGACGAUUCAUUGGAUCAGUCGGAACAUAUUCCCAGGACCGUGCCUCCCUCCUCGGUGUCGGACCGAGUGGACGAGUCUCCGGGACCGUAUGUGCACCCAUCCCAGCUGGACAAGGAGACUGUUUUCGAGUGGUUCGGCCUACAUCUAAACCCCGCUAAGCGGAUCGAGUUCAUGUGCGGGCUGCUACAUAUGUGCCAACCCCUGGAGCUCCGCUUUUUGGGAUCUUACUUGGAGGAUCUCGCUCGAAAAGAUUACCAUGUUUUACGGGACUUCGAGUUUCGGGCAAAUAGUCCGAGCGAUUUGGGAAUUUUAACGGAUGUGAUCGACCCAGUGGUUAUGUCCAAACUCCUGGUCUGCCUGUCCCUCCUCGGGUCUGACAGCAGGGAAUGUGCUGGAAUACUCUUUCGGAUACUGAGCCAUGUAGACCCGGCCUUGUUCUACAAGAAUUACGAGUACUCGCUUCCUCCAUUCAGGGACACUCACCACCACCCGUCCCAUCCACCGUGUCAGGACGGGAAUGUGUACGGGCGGUCAGAGCAGACCUGCGGCUUCUCCUCUAACGACGCAGCGGCAGGACCUCUGGAACAGUUGGCGCUGCUUUUCACCAUGGCCUCUCUACACCCAGCUUUCCAUUUCCACCAACGGGAGAAAGUCCGAGGGCAGCUUGACAAAAUCGAGCUUGCCGUAGAGGAGGAGAGACGUCAAAGACGGCUAAGAAUAAACGCCCAGACGACGGAGCUAGUGGGUCAGAAGGCGGAUUACCUGCCUUCCACAGCAGGUUUUGGGGAAUUUGCGGCCUCCCAUCCUCCGUGCCAGAGCCGUCGCUCCAGCCGCUGGGCAACACAAAGAGAAGCAGUGCAUAUAGAAGGAAUUGUGCUCAGGGGCAUCUCUCGGACCAGAAUAGACAAGGAGUACAACUUUGAGGUGAAGUGGUCGGACUCUUCUUCUAGCAGUGUGACCAAAACCCAUCUGGAACUAGAGAAUUUCCUUCUUAAGCUUCCUAAGGAUCAGUGUACCGAGUCUUUUGAGAAGAGCAUCCUGAGGCUUCUGAACCAGGGGGACCACAGUGAGAGCAGGGAUGUGGAGAAGAACCUCAGGGAAAGGUUCCUGUCUGCCCCUCCAAUCUUCAGACAGACCAGAAAGGUCUGCAGCUUCUUCAAUUGUGACUCCAGCUACUCAACAAAACCUACUUGCUGCAGAUGCAACUGCCAACUGGGUAAAGCCUACCAGGGAGACUGCUCUGACGCCUCCAGUCAGGAGGAAGAUGUAGAGUCAUAUGUUCAGGGACACAAGAAAAAGCACGGGACCAAGAGUCCAUGUCAAGGGCUGUCUAGUGCCAAGGGCUCCCAGGGUGAUAGUCGGAGAGGUGGCCAUGCUGCAGAGCUAAAUGGUCCAGCAGAAAGGAGGAAGAGCUGCACACUUAGGAGCAGUCAGGAGGCUGAGCAGCACCCGGACACUGAGAAGAGAAACCACCCAGCCACUAAAACAAAGAGCAGAGGCCUGCCCACAGACAGGGACAAGGGAAAAGGGAGGGCUGCUACCUUUGUAGCCAAUGGGAGGUUGGCACCAGCCCUGUCACCUCAGAGGAAAGACGGAGGUUCUGGUCCAGAUACCUUUGGUGAAACCUCGUCAGAAGGCUACAGCUCUCCAUCGAGCCCCCAACACAGAGGACCAGAGAGCAUGGACAGUGAGGACGACAACAACAAAGAUACAGACAGCCACUCUGAUGAUUCCAGCAAAGGUCGGGGGCCAGAGAUGUUCUUCACCCACCAGACUGAUCCAGCUGCCACAGGGGACGUCUCCUCCAGCCAUCCUUUGUCUUCCAAGAACCACCGGGCCCAGAUGGAGCUGCUCUGCACAGAGACCAGCACAGAUUUCCCCCCACUGUCCCUCUCCACCUUCAUGCAUCCUCUCCCCCCUGUGCUCCCCAACGGGGCCGCUGACUCUUCUCUUCCACUGGCCCCUCCUCCCAGCCAAAGCAUCAUCCCCGAUGUGAAGCCCUCGUCUGGGUCACUGAUGAUGCACAUGCCCCUCGUGCCUUCAGGAAUUGUCGGUGACCCAGAGAAAAGGGAGAUGCUCCCAACGUUUGGGAUUCCACCUCUUGGCCUCCACCCUUCAGGAAGCCCUGCCGUGCAGCCCAUGGUUCAAAGGUUCAAAACAGCCUUGCCUCACAGCCAAGGUGGCGGUGAUGGAGCUCCGGGAAGUGGUUCUACUCCUGCUGCCCCACAGGCUCCACACCAGGUUCCUGUCAGAGCCAUCAGUGUCAUGUCUCCCGGUCCUACAUCAUUCUCUGCUCCACCUCUGCCCUGCCAAGACCCGGCUGGUGUCAGCUCAGUCCUGGCCUCGUCUCUGCCACAUGUGGAGACUCCACAUGCCAAGCACCCCGGAUUAAACUUGCCGUCUGGCCUGCCUUCUCCCUACACUCUGCCCCCUGUCCCCACCUCUGUCAUGCCUACUGUAGGAGCCCCUGCAGCCACUGGAAUAGCACCAUCUCCUGGUCAUGUACAGGCAGCUGUUCCUCCAGCUGUGCCCACCCACACCCCUGGACCUGCUCCCAGCCCCAGCCCAGCGCUUACUCACAGCACCGCACACAGCGACUGCACAUCGUACAGCAACAGCAGUGCUUCUUGUGGAAGUGCCCCUGUGUCCCCUGGCAACCUUCAGCAUACCCAGCAGCAACAGUUGCCCCCCCAGCAGCCAACACCACCGCCACCACCGCAGCAGCCGCAGCAGCAACCCAUCGGCUGUGGGACCUGUGGGUGUCACAACAACUGCGGUGGCCGGGUCAGCGUCAGUAACAACAACAGUGUGAGUGGUGCCUCCGGCUGCCAGGCGCCCUUAUUCUUCCCCGCCCAUCAGAUGGCAGCACGGCAGGUGUUCAGUGUUCCUCAGUCUCUCUUCCAUCUCACAAACCUUUGCAGUAACAGUUACCUCACCCAGGCUCAGCCUCCACACCAGGCCAACGGUGGUGCCACCUUGUCCCCCUUCUUCCCCACCGCUCCACCUCCAGCACACCCGCCCCCCUACGGCCCCCUUCACACUCACUCCCACAGCCAUGCGGACGUGCCAUCACAUAUGCUCAGCAGCCAGGCUGCGGCCGUGGCAGCUGUGGCGGCUGCAAACUACAACCUCCAGCAGCAGAUGGCGCCGGCAGCGUCGUUCUGCCAGCGUGUCUACCAGCACGUGUACCCAAACCCCCUGGGUAUGCUGCCCACUGCUACGCUGGGAGGAGGUGGAAUCAACAAGAAGAACGGCAACGUGUCCUGUUAUAACUGUGGUGUGAGCGGCCACUAUGCUCAGGACUGCAACCAGCCCUCCAUAGACUCCACACAGCAAGGUGGCUUCCGGUUAAAGUACGCCGCCUCCCACAUUUCAGAAGCACUUGACAAUGCUGACUGAAGAGGAAGAAACGAUGAAGAGGAGUUCCGCCGGUCUGGUUUCCACAGUGACGGCCCUCUGUUCUUCCACAGCUCUGUAUGUGAGCAGCGCACUGAAGCUUCAGGAAAAAAAAAAAAAAAGGAGAGAGCGAAAAACAUUGAGAAAAAGAAAGAGCGACCUGCCAAGGGCUCAGUGGAUGAAGCCUAAGUACUUGUGCCUGAGAAAAUCUUGUUACCAUGGAGAUGAUUCACUGUCUGGUGCACAGCAGCAGCCCACGUGACUCCCGAUCCCUUCCCUUUCAGUUUGUUUUUGAUAUUUUUGCACUGAGGGUUGGAAAUGAUUAACUUAUUACUUAAUUAUUAGGAUGUUCAGAGAUUUGGGGGUUUUUUUUUUUUUUGUUAUGUUUUUACAUGAAAGUGGAGACUAGUCUCGAUUGAAGAAAAGGUUCUUAUACACUUAUUUCUAAAAUAGCGUAUUUAUGCUUUUUCCUCAUUGUUCAACUAGGAUUUUAUUGUCAGACAAAACUGUACAGCAGUUUUCAAAGAUUACAGAAGAUUCAAAAAAGUAUUGUAAGCAAAAAAAUGUUUUAGGUUUGUUUUCAUUUUUAAUUUUGUUGUAAGGUUUUUGAAUGUACACCUUGUUUAAGGCAUUGGACUGUAUCACAGUCUGUUGGUCUCGUGCAUCUUUGCCACUUGAUAUACUGUAUGUUUAGUUGGAAGGUAAUUGCUGCUUUGUCUGUUAUUUUCUCCAAUUUUAAAAUUGUUUUACUCAGUGAAAUGCACUAAAGAAAGGAAGGAACACAGGUGCGCUAAAACAGGAGUCGUUUUUCACUCAUUUUCAUUUUCUUUUCAUUAUCAAACUUGAAAAUACACUUGAAAUAAUCACUACCUUCAACAUGUUGAUUGCUUUUACAGUACUUGGGUAUUUCAACUGGAUAUCAGCUUUUAAUGGCUAACAUCACUCAGUCCCAGCUGACUCGUCAAUAAUUCAUUUAAUUGGUCAAGAGCAAAUUGUCAUGACGACCUGCCAGAAUGACAUUAUUUUUAAUUGUCCUCCCUCCCUGAAUUUAGGCUCAAGGCCACAAUUGGGCAGUAAUUCCCACAUGUACACAGAUACUGUAUGGGAUUUAUUCAUGAAGCUGUACUGAACACUCUCAAGACAGGUUUGUUAACCACUACAGGGACGAUUGUUAAGGCCUCUGUUUGCUUCAAACGUACUUAACUUAUCCAAAAUGAUUUGAGUUAACACUACAAGUAGUACAGCGCUCUAGGAUAGAAGGUUAUAUGGUCAGUUGCAGUGGAAUGACUCAGUAAUUAGCAGUAUCUCUCCAAAUGUAGCUACCAUGAGCCGCUUCAUGCUCCUCCAUACCAGACCAAGUGAGGUCUUUCAGUCUGUGAUCAGUUUUGGGGGGAAAAUAAUAUUCAAAUGAUUGUGGACACAACGAGCUCCCUGUUUGAAGCACACCGACGCUUUAAGAACAUAUAGUUUGGUAUUGUUGACUGCUUGUUGGUGAUGGUACACGGUCAAGCUUGUUUUCUUUUUUUCUUUCUAAUGUAAGACAAGUACAGAAAUUUCAGCCGUCGCUGUCAUCAGUGUACAAGUCACAACACUACGAGGGUGCAGCCAGCUUCAAGCUUCACUACUCUGUGGAAUCAUAGAACGACAGCGUGGACAUCAAUCCUCACAUUGUAUAGACUGAGUCAUCAAGACCGCUGUUACUGCACUCUGGUUAGAAUGCGGCAGUGUGUUUGUUCUUAGCUGUGUUUGUGUUGGAUCACCUCUAAAGGUGUAAAUUGAUCACAGCAGGUUCCGUUUGAAGCCUACAAGAAAGCAGAAUGUGUAUUGAAGUUGAAGCACUGGGGAGAGAAAUAACUGACUUGCUACAGUUGAUACCGAGGAAAUAAAUCUGAAAUAUCUGUUGAGGGAUUUUUUUUGUUUUGUUUUUUCCUUGCAGAAAUUGUCUGACAAACUGAACUGAUGUCCCUCUGUGUAACACUUACAAAACAGCAAUUAGCUAAAUGUUCCGAAUGCCUAAACAAGUUCGUCAACAUUCUUUGAGGGCUCAAAGAAGUAUCUUGGGAAAUGAGGCAACGUGUGGGAGUGUGGAGGCCCAAGUGUACAGUAUUAAAUUUUGAAUUGUAGAAGUCAUUAUUGUGAAUUGAUAUGCCAUCAUUAGUUUUGGUUAUAUAGUUAAUGUUUCAUAAUGUCGUGACAGUGAUGUUUGAACUCUCACCUCUCAGCCUAUCACACACAUAAGCUAGCAAACUCCACUGCAUCUAGAUUUAGCCAGUUAACCUCUUAGCUAGAGCAACAACAAACCUUAUUCUGAAUCCACCACCAAGCUGUCACUGCUAAGAAAUGCAGAGCAGACAGAGACUAGAUUGUCCUUCUACACAUAGUUUAACAAGGCUGCACAUGCUACCUUCCUAGCUUAGCUGGUUAACUAGCCAAGUAGAAUUGCGAGCUUGGUUUUCCAUUAAAGCAAUGACACAGUUAAGUUAUGUCAGUAGUGUUUUAAAUGAAAUAUGUUGGACGCAAUUCUACUAGUAGAAAGGCAGUCUUUCUUUGUGGCUGCUCUUGCUAACAGGAGCUAGCUAACAUGGGUUUUACAAGCCAGCUGGGUUGGUAUCAUGAGCAGCCAUGUUGAGCUAAGUUACAUAUUUUCGCUGCUGUUUAUUUGUAGCAGCAGGCCUGUUGUUGAAUCAGAACGACUUUGACAUUGUCUUGCUAAGAGGUGCUAAAUGUGGCAGCAGUUGUCGAGUUUGCUGUUCAAUGAGAGGCUUGAGAUCAGUGGAGAGGCCACUGUCAUGAAAAGUGAAAUUAUGACAAUAACAGAUGAUGAGGAAAUGUUUGGUUUAUGUUUUACACUUUUUUUUCCAUGUGUUUGUCACAAAAUACAUUUUUAAUUUAUUUGAUAUUGGCCACAUCGGGGUUCCAUAUGAGAAAGUGUUCAAGGAGUUAACAGUUAGGAACUGUGAACAGCGGGCCUGUUGAUAGACGUGAGCAUCUGUGGGUGUUUUCUUGUCCCAUCUCCCUCUGAAGAUGACAAAAAUAUGUAACGUUUAUUCGUUUGAAGCCAUCAGAUUUUCUGGCAGCCCGGAGGACGCCAUUUCUCCUCAGUGAGGCUCUCAUUUGUUUUAUGUUAUUCAAGUUCCUCCUAAUUACCGUGGGAUUGUAAUUCUUCCCUCAGCAUCAUUUUGUCCAGCUGUGUUGUUCCUGGUGAGGGGGGGUGGGGGGGGUUGUGUGUUUGUGUGCGUGUGUGUGUGUGUGUUUUCAGGGCUGCGUCACGCUCUGCUUGUUUGUGUUGUUUUGUCUGCCUUCACUGCUCAGCCUACUGUCAGUGCAUUAGUUGAAUUUAAAUCUAUGCAUACACACUUGUUUUUCCUGAACGCUUAAAAAGCUGCAAUAUGUAAGAAUUGACCAUCUGUCUGAUUUAUACUUCCAACAAACAGAGUGACCGCUAACUGUAGCUGACGCCGCUAGCUCGUUCAGUCAGCCAUGCAGUCAGCCAUACCUAGCUGACUCCAAAGCCAGAGCUGGGUGAGAGGGCACGGGACCGCGCUCGGCAGUCUCCCAUUGGGCAGACUGUGGCUAGCUGGUUAGCAUGCCGACUUCCAUAGAUAUCUCUGCAACACAGUACAUAAAUGUGUUUUUACAUAACGUCGAAACUGUUAUUUCUUCACAUUCUGUUGAUAACCGAGUUACAUUUUGAAUGUUUGAAAACGAAAUUUUACAUAUUGCACUUUCGAAGUGUCUGUCAGGACGUCAGCCGUGAAGACGUUGUGAUAUUUGAUGUAAAUCUGUAAAGGAUGCACACCCUCGAGCACACUGCUGUCAGAUCGGACUGUGCCCUAAAGCUGUUUCCCAGAAACAACUUCUCCUUUUCGUUUGACACUUGAAGUGGAUCUGGAGAUCCCAGAGAGUUCUGAGAUCCGGUGAUCACAAGCAGUGAGCAGAUGUGGACCAGUCAGACUGGAUUGAGAGAGAAGUCCAGUGUAAAUACUGAGGAAGCACCAAACAAACCCAAGUGUAGUUUUGUUAACCGUAAUGGUUUGAAAAAUGCUGUACUGUACAUUUGCAAGGGGUCACUCUGCUGCCACCCUCAGUUGUAAUGUUUACUGUACUCUUUGAUAUGAUCUGUACUGGAAAGGUCAAAUAUAUUUCUAGAGUGGAAUUUGGAUUUUAUGCAAAUUGUUGAUGUUUUUUCCUGUAAUUAAAAGCAAUAAAUAUAAAAAUGAUAAGUGA
Messenger RNA from Acanthopagrus latus (yellowfin seabream), 7885 nucleotides. RefSeq names its product zinc finger, CCHC domain containing 2 (gene zcchc2). Gene Ontology annotation, molecular function: nucleic acid binding; zinc ion binding. The record is from RefSeq and is a predicted model, not a curated record. Bases 203 to 3661 code for a protein of 1152 amino acids. The transcript is spliced from 14 exons. Lineage: Eukaryota; Metazoa; Chordata; Actinopteri; Spariformes; Sparidae.